Molecule: messenger RNA, 1734 nt
Organism: Pteronotus mesoamericanus
Lineage: Eukaryota; Metazoa; Chordata; Mammalia; Chiroptera; Mormoopidae
Gene: TEX55
Product: testis expressed 55
Exons: 5
Coding region: 1-1734 (577 amino acids)
Cellular component (GO): nucleus
Source: RefSeq, a predicted model, not a curated record
AUGGAAGAGACUCCAGAAGAGGCUGAAGAGGAAUCCUUGGAACCUGAAAGCACAGCAAGGUCCCCAAAUGACAGCCAUACAGAUCCAUAUGACAGCCACGCAGGUCGUCAGGAAGACAACUGGAAGAACCUGGACAAAGAGGAGGCAGAUAACCAGUCUAAUCACAGAACAGCUAACCAGACUGACCGAAGAGAAUCUAGCCAGACUGAACCCCUCAUAUUUGGCCAAGCAGACCACAAAGUAUCUGAAUCCAAUGGGCACAGAACAUCUAAUCAGGCUGACCUCAGAGCAUCCAACCAUGAUAAUGUUGUUGAUCAUAGAACAACUGACCAGAUUGACCAAAGAAUGUCUGAACAGACAGACAGCAAGGAAUCUCACCAAGCUGAUCUUGUAGAAUCUGAAAAGACUGACAAACAUAGGAGGGUUCUGCAUGAACAAAGAACCCCUGAACACAUUGAUCGUAGAUUGUCCAGCCAAGCUGACCAAAGAACUUCUGAACAGAUGGACCGCAGAAUCACAAUGUCCGGCCAGGCUGACCGGAGAGCUUCUGAACAGAUGGACCGCAGAAUGUCCGGCCAGGCUGACCGGAGAGCUUCUGAACAGAUGGACCGCAGAAUGUCCGGCCAGGCUGACCGGAGAGCUUCUGAACAGAUGGACCGCAGAAUGUCCGGCCAGGCUGACCGGAGAGCUUCUGAACAGAUGGACAGCACAAUGUCCGGCCAGGCUGACCGGAGAGCUUCUGAACAGAUGGACCGCAGAAUGUCCGGCCAGGCUGACCGGAGAGCUUCUGAACAGAUGGACCGCAGAAUGUCCGGCCAGGCUGACCGGAGAGCUUCUGAACAGAUGGACAGCACAAUGUCCGGCCAGGCUGACCGGAGAGGUUCUGAACAGACGGACCGCAGAUUGUCUGGUCUGGUUGAACGAAGAACUUCUGAACAGAUUGACCAUAGAUUGUCUGACCAAAUUGGCUAUAACACAUCUGUAAAGACUCACCACAAAGUGCAUGACCAAACUACUGAACUAGCUGAACACCAGGUGGCUGACCAAGCUGACAGCAGUACCCAUCAUCCUACAGUUGAUAAAUAUGACUACAGUAAAUCUGACAAUGUUGAUCACUUAAUGAAUGAAGAUGAUGACAUAGAACACAAACAGUUUCACUAUGGAGAAAGUGACCACCAGUAUGAUGACAGAAUAUUUGCCAUCAAGGAGGACAAAGAUGCUGACUUCAGAGUACAGCCCUGCAAAUUUGAGACUAGCCAGACAGACCUCAGUGAUUCCAAGGUUUCAGAUGUAACUGACACUGAAAGUACAAGCUUUCUGCAAGCAUUUAACUCAUUUGAUACCAGGCUCAUCAGUAACUUCCAAGCAAAAGGCCAAGGUUUUUCCUCAAGAUUCCCCAUCAUCUCAACCCAAUUGGACUAUGUCAUCAGUCAAGACAAAACCCAAGCCGUAGAAACUAAGCCUGUUGAUAUUUCAGAAUACCAAGAAAGGAAGAGUUCUCAUGCUCACAACAAAACCCAUAGGAGGCGGUUUCCUUCUAUAGUGUAUCAAGAUCCUUAUCAAGUUUCACUACAAUACAUGGAAAAACACCACAUUCUGCAAAUAUUCCAGCAGAUCACUGAAAACUUAGUCUAUGAAAGGCCAGAGGAUCCCCUGAGUUUUAUGCUGUGCCAGAACAUGAGGAAGGGACCUGAUAACAACAUUCACAAUAACAUUGACGUUGAUGACUCAUGA